This is a messenger RNA of Amaranthus tricolor (Joseph's coat), 4091 nucleotides long. Its product is annotated as PH, RCC1 and FYVE domains-containing protein 1-like. Bases 419 to 3697 code for a protein of 1092 amino acids. Gene Ontology annotation, molecular function: metal ion binding. The transcript is spliced from 9 exons. The record is from RefSeq and is a predicted model, not a curated record. Lineage: Eukaryota; Viridiplantae; Streptophyta; Magnoliopsida; Caryophyllales; Amaranthaceae.
GCAAACGUAAAAAAAAUAAUCCUAUUCUCUCCUUUUCCCUCAACACUUCUCAAUCCUUGAUUCCCACUUCCUCGAUUAGUGUCCCCUUUUAUUGUUCUUCUUCGACUAACAAACCCUAACUUCAUCUUUCCUUUCCACCUUCACGAUCGAUUUCCUCAUUUUUUGAACCCUGAUUUCUUUAAUUUUUUACUAAAUUUAUACAAUCAACUAUUUUUUAGAAGUUACAUCGAUUUUUUUUGUAGUGAGUUUGCAUUUUUUUGAUUUUUCUUAUGCAUUCGUCAGCUCAGUGGACCGGUUCAUGCACCAAGUUUGAGUGUUUGACGAGUUUGAGCUCGAUUUGGAGGUCCUGAAAUGGCGGAGGUUGCUUUUUUAGAGAGAGAAAGUGGUCGGUGAUUCUGUCAUUUUGAGUUUGCUUACCAUGAAUGCCGAUCAAUCUAGGGCUGGUCCUGUGGAGAGAGAUAUUGAGUUGGCAAUUACUGCUUUGAAGAAGGGGACAAAUCUGUUGAAGUACGGGCGAAGAGGGAAGCCCAAAUUCUGUCCAUUUAGAUUGUCUAAUGAUGAAUCUCUUCUAGUAUGGUUCUCUGGGAAUGAUGAGAAACAUUUAAAGCUCAGUCACGUUUCCAGAAUAAUUCCUGGGCAGCGCACACCUAUCUUUCAAAGAUAUCCUCGGCCGGAGAAGGAAUACCAAUCAUUUUCUCUGAUAUAUAGUGACCGGUCUUUAGAUUUGAUUUGUAAGGAUAAAGAUGAAGCAGAAGUCUGGUUCACUGGUCUAAAAGCACUAAUAUCACGCUAUCAUCGAAGACCAAGAGUGGAACCUAGAAGUGGACUGUCAUCUGAAGCUAAUAGUCCUAAAGCUCAUACCCAAAGGAGUUCUCCAUUAAGCUCUCCCUUUGGUAGUGGUAGUGGCGAUGGUUCUCAAAAGGAUGGAAUUGAUUCCCUUUAUCCAUAUGAGAGUCCUCAGAAAAAUGGCUUGGAGAAGGCACUCUCGGAUGUAAUUUUGUAUGCUGCACCUGCCAAAAGCUUUAUACCCCCGGAGUCUGCUUCUGGCUCUGUCCAUUCAUUCUCUUCUGGAGGGUUUGAUGGUUUGAAUGGAAGAAGUAGAGGUAAUGGUGGUGAUACUUUCCGUGUUAGUCUGUCAAGUGCUGUUAGUUCGUCAAGCCAUGGCUCUGGUCAUGAUGAUGGUGAUGCUCUAGGUGAUGUUUACAUUUGGGGAGAAGGCACAGGAGAUGGUAUUCUGGGUGGUGGAGCACUCAGGCUUGAUAGUUCUUUGGGUGUGAAAUUGGACUCAACUACGCCAAAAACAUUGGAUUCAGCUGUACUUCUUGAUGUUCAGAAUAUAGCAUGUGGUGGAAGGCAUGCUGCGUUGGUGACCAAACAAGGUGAAGUUUUUACAUGGGGGGAAGAAUCUGGAGGCAGACUUGGGCAUGGAGUGGAUUCUGAUGUCUCGCAUCCAAAACUUGUCGACUCUCUAAAGAACACAAAUAUUGAACUGGUUGCUUGUGGAGAAAAUCAUUCCUGUGCUGUAUCACUUUCUGGUGAUUUGUACCUAUGGGGUGGUAGAAAAUACAGUUUUGGUCUUUCUGGACAAGGUGAUGAAAUGAGUCAUUGGAUACCGAAGAGACUGAUUGGAUCAUUAGAAGGGAUACACAUCUCUUCAAUUUCAUGUGGACCUUGGCAUACAGCUAUCGUCACCUCUGCUGGACAGCUGUUCACUUUUGGUGAUGGUACCUUUGGUGUCCUUGGACAUGGGGAUCGUACAAGUCUGUCUGCUCCAAGGGAAGUUGAGUCUUUAAAAGGACUGCGAACAGUGCGUGCUGCUUGUGGUGUGUGGCAUACUGCUGCAGUUGUUGAAGUUAUGGUGGGAUCCUCUAGUUCAAGCAAUUGCUCUUCAUGCAAACUAUUCACUUGGGGGGAUGGGGAUAAGGGUCACCUUGGGCACGGGGAUAAGGAAUCAAAACUUGUGCCGACAUGUGUUGCAGCUCUUGUUGAACCCAAUUUUUGUCAGGUUGCUUGUGGCCAUAGUUUGACGGUUGCUCUUACAACUACUGGUGAGGUUUACACAAUGGGUAGCCCUGUCUAUGGUCAAUUAGGUAACCCUCAAGCAGAUGGGAAGCUACCUAUACGAGUAGAUGGAAAACUGGCGAAAAACUUUGUUGAGGAGAUCUCUUGUGGGGCUUUUCAUGUUGCCACUUUGACUUCAAGAACUGAAGUUUACACUUGGGGAAAGGGUGCCAAUGGUAGAUUAGGUCAUGGGGACACAGAUGACAGAAAUAGCCCAACAUUAGUUGAAGCACUGAAAGACAAACAAGUAAAAAGUAUUGCAUGCGGUACAAAUUUUACUGCAGCUGUUUGUCUUCACAAAUGGGUAUCAGGUGUUGAUCAGUCUCAAUGCUCUGGGUGUCGCGUAGCUUUCAAUUUCAAAAGGAAAAGACAUAAUUGCUAUAAUUGUGGCCUUGUAUUUUGUCAUUCGUGCAGCAGCAGAAAGUCCCUAAAAGCUUCAAUGGCACCUAAUCCUAAUAAACCUUAUCGUGUCUGUGAUAAUUGCUUUGGCAAACUGAAGAAAUCAAUUGAAAGUGACUCGUCUUCAGUUUCUUCUUUGAGUAGAAGAGGAAGUAUUAAUCAACGUUCAAACCAAAACAUUGAAUAUCAGGAGAAAAAUGGUACGCAGGCUCUUGUGCCACUGCCCAAGUAUUCUACUGUGGAACCCUUUAAAGAUACUGAAAGUCUAUCUUCCAAGAGGAACAAGAAAAUGGAAUUCAACAGUAGUCGUGUGUCGCCCCUUCCUAAUGGAUUUACUCAUUGGGCGGCACUUAGCACAUCCAAGUCUGGUUCAUCAAAGAAAUUCUUUUCAGCUUCUGUUCCUGGGUCGCGCAUAGUUUCUCGAGCAACUUCACCUACAUCAAGGCGUUCCAGUCCUCCUCGAGCUGCAACACCAAGUCCAACUAUGGUAGUCCUUUCUUCACCAAAUAAAGUUGUAGAUGAUGCUAAGAGGACAAAUGAUCAUCUCAGUCAUGAAGUUUUGAAGCUAAGAGCUCAGGUGGAAGAACUUGCUCGGAAAACACAACUUCAAGAAGUUGAACUGGAAAAAACUUCUAAACAGCUGAAGGAGGCUAUAGUAAUUGCAGGAGAAGAGACUGCUAAGUGCAAAGCUGCAAAGGAAGUGAUCAAGUCACUUACAGCUCAAUUGAAAGAGAUGGCUGAAAGAUUGCCCCUUGGAACAGUAAGAAACAGCAAGACAUCUAUACCAGGUUCCCCUGGGCCAAAUGCUUCCAAUGAUUUUUCAAAUGUAAUGGAGCGAAUUAACAGUCCAGUGUCGGUGCAUGAAAUUGGCUUGAAUUGGUCAAACCGUCAAGAUACUUUUAAUGGGCCAACUACUCCCAGCAGUUGGACGACACAUAACUCAGUAAUGGGUCUGUUGGAGGCUUCUUCCAAGAAUAGGAACAGGACAUCUGAUGGUGAAGCUAUUAAUGGAUCUGAAUGGGUGGAGCAAGAUGAGCCUGGUGUUUACAUAACUCUCGUGUCACUACCUGGAGGUGUCAAAGAUCUAAAGCGUGUCCGUUUCAGUCGAAAACGCUUUAGUGAAAAAGAAGCAGAACAAUGGUGGGCUGCAAACCGAACUCGAAUAUAUCAGCAGUAUGAUGUUCCCAUGGUUGACAAGCCUGGCAUUGGUGUGGGAAGGGAAGGCGUAGCUCAUUAACCAAGCAUCAGGAACUCUGAUUUGUGUUAACAAUUUUAGAUUUUAGGAAAUUCUGUGUCAGCAGAAGCAAGGUUAGCCAUGCUUCUUUUUCUUUACCGUUUUACACCAUAACAAGUGUGCUUUUCAUCCUCUCUUCUUUCCAAUGGGAAAUUCAGAGUUCAAAGUUGCUCUCCGUAAAAGUUUGUAGGUAGGAAAUUGUAUAUACUCUAGAGAAUAGGCUGUCAGCUUCAAAUAUGGGAUGCUAUUCGUGUAUAUUCAUUAUCCAAUGUAUAUUCGGAUUGUACAUCUUAUAUUGAAGAUGGCAUCAAGUUCCUGACCCAAUUUGUUUGUUUUGAUAAGUACAUCUUAUUGAUAAAUCGAAGACAUACAAUGCCCCACAUCCUUGCUUGUUUUG